Molecule: messenger RNA, 4521 nt
Organism: Rhinichthys klamathensis goyatoka
Lineage: Eukaryota; Metazoa; Chordata; Actinopteri; Cypriniformes; Leuciscidae
Gene: mrc1a
Product: mannose receptor, C type 1a
Exons: 30
Coding region: 36-4367 (1443 amino acids)
Source: RefSeq, a predicted model, not a curated record
UUUUCCAUGCUUGGAUUACUUGUUAAAGGACAAACAUGAAGAAAUGUGCCAUUCCACUGUUUGUGUUGCUCUCUUUAUUAGUUGCUUUACAACCUUCAACUCAAACAGAUACCAGCUCGUUCCUGAUCUACAACGCGGACCACAACAGAUGCGUGACUGCAGUGAGCUCCACUGCUGUACAGGUGGCCGAGUGCGACGUGUCUUCCGACGCUCAGCGUUUCCGAUGGAUUUCCUCUUCUCGAAUUAUCAGCCUCUCUUUCAAACUCUGCUUGGGGACCCAGGACAUCAAAGACUGGGUCAAGAUUCUGCUUCUGCCCUGCAAAGAACUCAGUCCCCUGCAAGUGUGGGAAUGUAAGAACGAGACCUUGUUUGGCCUGAAGGGGCAGCCGCUGCACCUCAACUAUGGCAAUCGAAAUGAGAAAAGUAUGAUGUUGUAUAAGGGAACAGGCGCUUGGAGUCACUGGCAGGUUUAUGGGACCAAGGAAGAUCUGUGCUCUCGUGGAUAUAAAGAGACAUAUACACUAGCUGGUAAUUCGUUUGGGAAACCGUGCCAGUUCCCGUUUAAAUAUGAAGAGAAGUGGCACGCGGAGUGUACAGUGGAGGGCCGGUCGGACGGCCAGCUGUGGUGCUCCACCGAGGCCGACUACGACACCGACAAGAAGUGGGGCUUGUGUCCAACCACAUCCGGCUCCGGGUGGGACAGUGACCCGGUGACGGGUGUGUUGUAUCAGAGGAACACACAGUCGGUUCUGACCUGGUAUCAGGCGAGAGCGAGCUGUCAGCAGCAAGGGGCCGAUCUCCUGAGCAUAGCAGAACUGCACGAGCAGAGCUACAUAUCAGGUCUGACGAAUGUCAUUGGCUCCACACUGUGGAUUGGACUGAACAGUCUUGACUUUAACAGUGGCUGGCAGUGGAGUAAUGGACAGCCAUUCAGAUAUCUGAACUGGGCUCCUGGGCACCCGUCUCUGGAACCGGGCCUGAACUGUGCCGCAUUAAACGCUGGGAAAGCAUCAAAGUGGGAGAGCAUGGCCUGCAGUAAGAAACUGGGCUACAUCUGCAGCAAGGGCAAUUCCACAGACCACACACCUCCACCAGGCAAAGACCAGCCUAACUUCUGUCCCUCUGUGGCGUGGGUGCCGUACGCCGGCCACUGCUAUCGUCUGCAGCGCAGCAAGAAGACCUGGAGCGACGCGCUAGCGGCCUGUCACAAGGACGGCGCAGACUUAGCCAGCGUUCACAACAUCGAGGAGCACAGCUUCAUUAUAUCUCAGACUGGCUACUUGCCGACUGAUGAGCUGUGGAUUGGACUCAACGAUCAGAGGGUCCAGAACCUGUUUGAGUGGUCGGACAGAACACACGUCACCUUCACCAAGUGGAUAGUUGGAGAGCCGUCACACGUCAUGAAUCGCAUGGAGGAUUGUGUUCUAAUCAAAGGAAAGGAGGGCCGAUGGGCAGAUCACGUGUGUGAGACGGAGCGCGGAUACGUCUGCAAGAAGAAGUCCACCAGCAAACCCGAUGGAGCCGCGGAGGUCGCCAGUCCCGGGUGCCAAGCCGGAUGGGUUCGCUACGGGUCUCACUGCUAUCUCAUCGCCACGGAGAGCAAGGCUUUCCCUGAGGCCAGACUGCAGUGCCAGCGGUCGGGGGCUCGGCUGGUGGACGUCUCCGACAGGUAUGAGAACGCUUUUCUCAUCAGCCUGGUCGGUCUCAGUCCGGAGAAGUAUUUCUGGAUUGGCUUGUGUAACACCGAAAGCCUGGAGCGCUUCCAGUGGAGCAACGGAGAUAAAGUCAAAUUCACACACUUUAAUGUGGGCAUGCCAGAAAGGCACCAGGGUUGUGUUGCCAUGCUGACAGGAACGUCCGCGGGAUUAUGGGAUGUUCUGGACUCUAAAAGUAAACAGAAGUUCAUCUGUAAAAAGAUGGCGGAAGGUGUUACGACAACACGAGUGCCACCGACAACACAACCGCUCACCUGUCCGUCGAGCUGGAUUAAGAAAGAUCCAGGCAGUUGCAUUCAGCUAUUCCAGAAGCCGAUGGAUGAGAAAAAGACUUGGUUGGACGCUCGCAGUUUCUGUCAAGUUAUUGGUGGCGACUUGGCAAGCUUUCACUCUAUACAAGAACUCAGCAAGUUACCGUAUUUUAGCUCAGACCCGGCGUGGAUUGGCUUCAGUAUGCUGAACAGUGACUCUGGGUUUGUGUGGACGGAUGGGACUCCUUCUGAUUUUGAGAACUGGGGGUAUGGAGAACCGAACAACUACAACAACCAGGAGCACUGUGCCGAGAGUGGCUUUAACUUCCGGCGCUGGUGGAACGAUGCGGAUUGCGAAUCCUUUAAAGACUGGAUUUGCCAGAUACCAAUAGGCACAACUCCAAAACCUCCACCAACUUCUGCAAGCCAAGUGGAAUAUAACAUGACAUCUGAUGGCUGGAUCCAGCGCAACGAGAGUCAGUACUUCAUUAACGAAGAGCUCCUGCCUAUGGAAGAAGCGCGCUCGUUCUGCAAGAGGAAUCACGGCGAUCUGGUUGUCAUUACUGGUCAAACAGAGAGGAAGUUUUUAUGGAAGCAGAUAUCCAGGAGGUUAGAGAAUCAAUACUUCAUUGGGAUGAGGGUGGAGUUGGACAAAUCAUUUAGCUGGGUGGACGGUUCACCUGUUGUAUAUACAUCAUGGGAUCAAAAUGAACCAAAUUUUGCCAAUAAUGAUGAGAACUGUGUGUCCAUUUACAAGAGUAUGGGAUUCUGGAAUGAUAUCAACUGUGGUGUGCCGUUGCCCUCCAUCUGUAAGAGAAGUUCGGACUUUGUCAACACCACCAUGUUGCCCUCCACUGUGCCACCAGGAGGCUGUUCUCCAGAAUGGACCAUGUUUCAGGGCAGAUGUUACAAGUAUUUUAAUGCUAAGAUGACGUGGCAGAAUUCUCGGGACCACUGUAUUUCACAUGGAGGCAAUCUGGUGUCCAUUCGGCGUCAUGAAGAGCAAGCAUUCCUUACUACUCUAAUGCUGGCUUCAGAUGAUGACGUAUGGAUUGGCUUUAAUGAUGUCAAUUGGGAGAUGAGGUUUUUGUGGACUGAUGGCAACGGUGUCAGCUACACAAACUGGGCCAAGGGUCAACCUUCAUCGCUCCCAGAUGGCUCUUCCAGGAUGUAUGGCUACUUUGAUUCAGAGAACUAUGACUGUGUCGUCAUGGUUAGAAACCCAGGAAAGAUGACGGGUGCGUGGAAAGUCGAACUCUGCUCAGAUGAGAGAGGUUUCAUCUGCAAGAGGACAACAGACUCUCAGCUGCCCCGUCCUGUGACCACAGUAAUGCCACAACAUUUUUUCACACUGGGAAAUGAUUCAUAUAAGGUGCAGAUGAUGAAAAUGAGCUGGGAUGAAGCAAGGAGACAGUGUAAAGCGGAUGAUGCUGACCUGGCCAGUGUGCUUGACUCCAUCAGCCAGGCGUACACCGUCCUCAGAGUCAGCAAACUCAAGGAGCCUUUGUGGAUCGGCCUCAACAGCAACCUGACAAGUGGUCGUUACCGCUGGGUGGACAACUGGCUUCUUAGAUACAGCAGAUGGGCAUCAGGAGAGCCCAAAAACAAUUUAGCGUGUGUAUAUAUUGAUACGGAUGGCGACUGGAAAACGGCUACAUGCAACAACACAUAUUAUUCCCUGUGCAAGCGAUCCCCAGACGUUGCUCCCACAGACCCUCCUCAGAUGCCGGGGAACUGCCCUGAGUCAAAGAAGCGCAAAACCUGGAUCCCUUUCAGAGGACACUGCUACGCCUUCAUGGCCUCCAUGUCGGACAACUGGGCUCAUGCCACCGUGGAGUGCUUGAGAAUAGGGGCAUCGUUGGUGAGUAUCGAGGACUCAGUCGAAUCCCAGUUUAUCAUUCAGAAUGUGGAGAUCCUGCAGGAUGGAAUCAAAUCUUUCUGGAUUGGCAUGCACCGGAGUCAUUCGGGUGAAUGGAUGUGGAUUGAUAACACGGUGGUGGAUUACACGAACUGGAAGCCCCGGAUGCCCAAUGAUGUUAGUCACUGUGUGGAAGUGCAGUCGAGCACUGGGAUGUGGAGCACUGCGCACUGCAACGUUUACCGGCCUUAUAUCUGCAAGACUCCAAAAGUUAUACCACCAACAGAGAAACCAUCGAUACCACUCGCUGUGGUGGAAGAGGCUCCGCACGGCUCCGCGGGGAUCGCAGUCGGGGUCGUGUUGGUCAUAAUCGCGGUGGCCGGACUCGCCACAUUCCUGUUCAUCAGGAGGAGCCCGCGGCCGGUGUUUGGAGAGUGUACGUUUGACAACAGCCUCUACUUCAACUCGGACCUCACUCGGCCUCCUGCCACUAUCGACACAAAGGGACUUGUCGCCAACAUUGAACAGAAUGAGCAAGCCUAACACACACACACACACACACACACACACACACACACUAGAGGUUGCGUUAACCGAAAAUGUUCUGUCAUUGACAGAAUAAUUAAUUGACAUACAUUUUUUUAGCAGUGACGUAAAAAUCUGAACGCCGUCAGUCAUUUUGACAGAUUACACUGAG